GCCGCCCCCGCGCAUCAUGGCCGCCGCCGGCCGUUGCUGAGGCGUCUCCGUCACUUCUUCCUCCCCACAUGGAGGGCGGCGAUGGGCUCUCUGAGCAGCCGGCUGCUGAGGCGGCGGGGCGGCCUCUCGCUCGGAGACGGGGCGGCGGGGGAGGGCGGCCGCGGCGGAGGGGGUGGGGGGCGUCGAGGAGGAAAGAGAAAGCGCGGAGGGGGCGAAGGGCCCGGUGACAGCGAGAGCGACAGCGACAGCGAGCGGGAAGAGCGGCUCCACAGCGCCCCCCGCAGGAAAAAGCUGAAAAGCACCUCCAUGUAUAUUUACCAGACUCUGUUUCUGAACGGAGAGAACAGCGACAUCAAAAUCUGCGCCCUGGGAGAGGAGUGGAACUUACACAAAGUGUACCUGCGCCAGACGUCAGUGGGUGAUAGCAUCUCACAGUGUGCGCAUCCACUGCUGGGGAGGAAAGUCCUAGCAGAGCAGCGCAUUUCACUCCGCUGGGACGGAAACCUUUCACCCUCUAGUUUUAAAUGCCUUACCUUAAGUCUAAAGUCAGGAUACUUCUCCAGCAUGUUCAGCGGCUCCUGGAAGGAAUCCUGCAUGGAUACCAUCGAGCUGGAGAUCCCCGACCAGAACAUCGACAUAGAGGCCCUGCAGGUGGCAUUCGGCUCUCUGUACCGGGAUGAUGUGCUGAUAAAGCCCGGCCGAGUGGUUGCGCUGCUGGCGGCCGCCUGCAUGCUGCAGCUGGACGGUCUGAUCCUGCAGUGCGGGGAAACGAUGAAGGAAACCAUCAAUGCCAAAACUGUGUGCAGUUAUUACAACUCGGCGGGGACGUACGGGUUGGACUCGGUGAAGAAGAGGUGCCUCGAGUGGCUGCUGAACAACCUGAUGACUCACCAGAGCGUUGAACUCUUCAAAGAGCUCAGCAUAAACCUCAUGAAGCAGCUGAUCAGCUCUUCUAAUCUCUUCGUGAUGCAAGUGGAGAUGGAUCUGUACACUGCUCUCAAGAAGUGGAUGUUCCUGCAGCUCGUGCCUUCCUGGAACGGGCCUCUGAAACAGCUCUUAGCACAAGCUGAUGCCUGGUUUGCUGAGCGAAGGAGAGAGCUGGAGGGCGAUGCUGCAUUCCUGGACAUGGAGCAGGGCGCUGCCUUCCGGCCCGUGUUCGCACACCUUCGCCUGCAGUACAUCAUCAGUGACCUGGCAUCUGCUCGGAUCGUGGAGAGGGACGCCCUGAUCCCCCCAGAGUGGCUGUCCUCGGUGUACAAACAGCAGUGGUUUGCCAUGCUCCGAGUGGAACAGGACAACGACACCGGGCCCCAAGAAAUCAACAAGGAGGAGCUGGAGGGGAGCAGCAUGAGGUGCGGGCGGAAGCUAGCGCAGGACGGCGAUUACUGCUGGCGCUGGACCGGCUUCAACUUCGGCUUCGACCUCCUGAUCACUUACACCAAUCGUUACAUCAUCUUCAAGCGGAACACGCUCAACCAGCCAUGCAGCGGCUCCGUCAGCCUGCAGCCCCGGCGCAGCAUCGCCUUCAGGUUACGCCUCGCCUCCUUUGACAGCAGUGGGAAAAUAAUCUGCAGCAGAACCACGGGGUAUCAGAUCCUGAGCCUGGAGAAGGACCAGGAGCAGGUGGUGAUGAACCUGGACAGCCGCCUGCUCGUCUUCCCCCUCUACAUCUGCUGCAAUUUCCUCUACACGUCGCCGGAGAAGAGGGCGGGCGGCACUGCGGCACCGGAGGGCACAGAUCAGCACUGAGUGCACUGCUGCAACCCGGAGCCCAGCCUGCAUUGCUCCACCACUGCAGGUGCUCAGAGCCCCCCCCCAGCAGCCCAACAGCCGUGCUGGGAGCGGCUCACACCUCCGCCACGGGGGGAACCCACCCCGCUUUCGCUCAGGAACACUGUGACCACGGAGUGCCUUUGGGCCGUCCCGAUGGGGUGGUGAAGGCUCAGCGCCUUCGUUCCUUUGUUUUAUGUUGGACUGUUGUUGUUGUUGUUGUUGGGAAUUUACAGCCCAAUUUUUUUUGCAUUCCGAGAGGGAAAGCUGCCCUCUCAAAGCCUCUUUUUUUUUUAAUAUUGUCAAAAAAAAAAGCUUAAAAAAAAAAAAACACCCUGCUUGGACGUGGUAAUGAGGAUGGGAGCGUGGGGUGAGGCGGAACGCACGGCACGGUGCCCAUAAAUGGGGUGAGGAGGAAUGCUGUCCAUCGACCCCCGUUGUGCCACGGGUUCAGCACGGCCCAGAAACGGAGCUCAGUCGGUUCCACGUUUUUAUUGGGGCGCGGGGGAGCCGAGGAGUACAACACCACCACCACACUGCCAGGGAAACCGGUACGAAAAGUACAAAAAUAAGGAAGCCUCUCUAUCUCUCUUAUCUAUCACGGCUAAAAAUAAAUAGUGUAAACACGAGAGGAGAACA
Messenger RNA from Gallus gallus (chicken), 2409 nucleotides. It is a transcript of the gene GMCL1, whose product is annotated as germ cell-less, spermatogenesis associated 1. Gene Ontology annotation, biological process: germ cell development. NCBI's taxonomy places the organism in Eukaryota, Metazoa, Chordata, Aves, Galliformes, Phasianidae. Bases 82 to 1749 code for a protein of 555 amino acids. The transcript is spliced from 15 exons. Gene Ontology annotation, molecular function: protein binding. The record is from RefSeq and is a predicted model, not a curated record.